This is a messenger RNA of Penicillium samsonianum, 1020 nucleotides long. Its product is annotated as sugar phosphate isomerase/epimerase family protein. The transcript has a single exon. The record is from RefSeq and is a predicted model, not a curated record. The coding region runs from base 1 to 1020 and encodes 339 amino acids. NCBI's taxonomy places the organism in Eukaryota, Fungi, Ascomycota, Eurotiomycetes, Eurotiales, Aspergillaceae.
AUGACAUAUCAACCUGCUAUUAUGAGCGUCUCCUUAGGAAGAGCUUGGCUCCAUGAUUUUGACUACAAGAUGGGCCAGGCUUCAAAAGCAGGUUUCAAAGGAAUAGAAAUCUUCUACGAAGACCUCGAUUAUUUCGCACGAGAAAUUUCUAGGAACGACAGCCCAACAUCCGAUCAACUGCUCCAAGCAGCAGAUGAUAUUCGGUCAAUCUGCCAAGCCCACGCGCUGGAUAUCAUCACGCUGCAGCCGUUCCUCUUCUAUGAGGGGCUCAAAGACCGAGAGCAACAUGCACAGCUGAUUGAAAAGAUGAAACUCUGGCUGCAGCUGGCAAAACGUUUAAAUACCAACACCAUCCAAAUCCCCGCCAAUUUCCUCCCCGCAAACCAACUCACCGACGACGUUGAUGUCAUAGUUGCCGACCUGAGGCAACUGGCGGAUAUGGGCGCCGCCGAAACUCCUCCUGUCCGCUAUGCGUAUGAGAACCUCUGCUGGAGUACGAUCAAUGACACCUGGGAGAAGGUCUGGGAUGUCGUCAAGCGAGUUGAUCGACCUAAUUUCGGCAUUUGUCUUGACACCUUCAACAUCGCGGGGAGGGUGUGGGCCGACCCCACAUCGCCAACUGGCAAGACAGUCAAUGCGGAUUCGGAUUUGAAGGAGUCGCUCGAGCGAAUGGUUGCCGAUAUCGAUGUUGCGAAAGUCUUUUAUCUUCAGGUUGUGGAUGCAGAGAGAAUGGAAUCGCCACUAGUCCCUGGUCAUCCAUUCCACGUGGAAGGCCAGCCGGCGCGAAUGAGUUGGUCCCGGAAUGCGAGAGCAUACAUGUACGAGGAGGACCGCGGAGUAUAUCUGCCAGUCGAAGAUGUAGCAAGAACCAUUGUGUCAGGGUUAGGAUACAAGGGAUGGGUCUCGAUGGAGUUGUUUUCGAGAACGAUGGCUGAAGAGGGUCAAAAUGUACCUGAUCAACAUGCGCAGAGGGGUAUCGUAUCUUGGAAGAAGCUACAGCAGAGGCUCCAGCUUAAUUAA